UGAUGAUUAACUGUCCAGCAGGGGGAAGGUAGUCGUCCAGUCCAGGCACUGAGCUGUCCAGCCUGCAGCAGCUUGGCCACAUCUGUCUCUGCUCUCAUUCUACUAACUUAUCUCUUCAUCCCUUCUCCUCCCGCCGUCCGUCUCCACAUCAGCCCAGGCUGGUUCUUUGGAAAUGAAGCUUUGUCUUCUGCUGCUGCUGUUUUGUGUCUGCCGUCUGGGACUGACUGAGGAGCCCAGUCCAACAGCUCUUCAUGCCUCCGGUACUGUGGAUGAAGAAGAGGACGACUCGGCUCACGGCUGUGGAGGGACGUUCAGCCCUGAGCAGCACCGGGCGAUAGGGGGCGUCGUAGAGCAACUGGGUUUACAGCUCCUGGAAAACCUUCCCAUCAGUCCACAGCAGCCAAAUGUGAUCCUGUCGCCUCUCAGCCUGGCUCUGGCCCUCGCUCAGCUCACCUUAGGUGCUCGUAAUGAGACGGAGAAGCUGCUGCUGCAGAGCCUCCAUGCCCUCCAGCUGCCGUGCUUCCAUCACAUCCUGGGGAGCCUCGUGCCUCAUUUCAGCCACACGUCUGUGGAGGUGGCAGCAAGAAUGUACCUGAAACCAGGGUUCGAUGUGAAGUUAUCCUUUGUGGAAGACUCUCUGUCCAGGUACAAAUCACAGCCUGUUCCUCUGGUCUCUGUGGAGGAAGUCAACCAGUGGGUGGAGAACGCCACCAACGGACACAUCGCCAACUUCCUGGAGAGUAUCCCGCACGACGUGGUGCUGAUGCUCAUGAACGCUGUAUACUUCAAAGGUGAGUGGCAGACACGAUUUGACCCAUCAGUGACCUCUAAGGGAGUGUUCUACCUGGACAACCAGAACUCAGUACCAGUGGACAUGAUGAAAUCUGCCCAGUACCCUCUGCGCCUGCUGGACGACCCCGAGCUGGAAGCACAGGUUGCCAGUUUUCCAUUCAAAGGAAACACCAGCUUCUUGAUCGUCCUGCCCAGAGGAAACGUGUCAUCGCUGCUUCCCAAACUGAACAUCUCCGAUCUCUACAGACGUCUACCUCUGGAGAAAACCAUGCAGGUCAGCUUACCCAAGGUGAAGCUGCAGUACCGCCAGGAGCUGCAGGAGGCGCUGACCAGCAUGGGCCUUGGCUCUCUGUUUUCUGCUCCGAAUUUCUCGGGGAUCUCUGACUUCCCCCUUAAGGUGACGAGUGUUCGCCAUGCCAGCACUGUGGAGCUCAGCGAGGAAGGCGUGAAGGCAUCGGCCACCACCGCCGUCACCUCCAUGCGCUCCGUCUCCCUGUUCUCCGUCAACUCACCCUUCCUCUUCGCCCUCAUCGAUGACGCCUCUCUGGCCCCCCUCUUCAUGGGCGUUGUCACGAACCCCGCUCCCGACCAUGACCCCAUGCUCCGUGACGAUCCCCACGGCAACGGCAAUAUCACCAUGAGCGACCAACCGGUGACAGACAGCGCCAGGAAACGAGACACAGUCGGCGACCACGGUGACGGACUACACAUCGAGGUGGUGGAGGGCAGCAGCCGGCAGCCCUGCAGCGCCCCCUCUGGUGAUAAACAUGUAAAUGAACUGCAGAAGAAGACGCAGGAAGACGAAACCUGCAUCAAACCAGACAACUCUGUACCUGCCUGAGCUCUGACAGCUUCUGAUUAAAGGAACAGAGCAAAUUUAAGUGCCAACAGCAAGUUAGCUUAGCUUAGCAUAAACACUGGAAAACACAAUCCACCUGGCAGCACUUGUAGAGUCACCAACUAACGGUAGAAUUUUCCCCAAACUGUUUCCUUUAAAGCAGAUUCAGACAAGCAGCAGAGAUGUUGCUAAAUGUAGCUUAACAGAAAGAAUGCCAAUGAAUUGUGAUUUUGGUGAUCAGGACUGAGUUUUAUAUCUAAAAAUUAAUUUGAAAUACUUCAAACUCCAGCAGAUUGAUGUUUCUGUUAUCCUAUUGAUUAAGUUUCUGAUGUGAUGAAAAUGUGAAAAUACAGUGUUCCUGCCAUGUAUUUCAACACUAUUAUACUCAGACAAAGAGAAAAUUCAGAUUUUCAUACAAAAAAGUUUUUCCAAAAAUCUG
This is a messenger RNA of Acanthochromis polyacanthus (spiny chromis), 2069 nucleotides long. RefSeq names its product serpin peptidase inhibitor, clade F (alpha-2 antiplasmin, pigment epithelium derived factor), member 2a (gene serpinf2a). Gene Ontology annotation, molecular function: serine-type endopeptidase inhibitor activity. The transcript has 9 exons. Lineage: Eukaryota; Metazoa; Chordata; Actinopteri; Pomacentridae. The record is from RefSeq and is a predicted model, not a curated record. Bases 173 to 1633 code for a protein of 486 amino acids. Gene Ontology annotation, biological process: negative regulation of endopeptidase activity.